Orbicella faveolata is the source of this 2413-nucleotide messenger RNA. Its product is annotated as endonuclease V-like. Gene Ontology annotation, cellular component: cytoplasm; nucleolus. Gene Ontology annotation, molecular function: single-stranded RNA binding; RNA endonuclease activity producing 5'-phosphomonoesters, hydrolytic mechanism. The record is from RefSeq and is a predicted model, not a curated record. Lineage: Eukaryota; Metazoa; Cnidaria; Anthozoa; Scleractinia; Merulinidae. Gene Ontology annotation, biological process: DNA repair.
AAUGCAAAAAAAAUCCCAAUUUUUAGCUCCAAAACAUACAAAGAUGGCGCUGUACUAUCUUUUAUGUGGUUACUUGUUUCCAUGGAGAUUAGGGCCUCGUUUUCACGUUUUAGCUUCGCGCGCCAUCCCGCGCAUUGUCUAUGAUUUCCCGGGAAAUUUUCAGCUGAUUUGUGAUCAGGCUGAUGCAAAGCUCUAUGAAAUCUUGCAAUAUUUUGUUUUGUCUGGUGUUUCGCUGAAAGAGAAUUAUUUUACUCGCAGAAACUGUUGCAAUGAAACUGAAUCGGUUACAAAUGCUGACGCAACCAACAUCAAAAUGGCUGCCAUAAAUGAUACCGAAGUGACCGUGGAAAAUAACAUCGUUGAAUCAUGGAAAAGGGAACAAAUUGAGCUCAAGAAGAAACUUGUUACUGAGGACUUUGUUAAAUGGGGAGACUCUACUGAAGAUCCUUUUAAUAAAUUAAACCUGAUUGGUGGAGUUGACAUCUCUUUUCCCAAAGACGAUUCAGAUCAUGCAUGUGCUUGCUUGGUGGUGCUGAGCUUCCCAGAACUGGAGGUUUUAUAUGAGGAUCUAACCAUGGUACAUCUAACAUCACCUUAUGUUCCAGAAUAUCUGGCUUUCAGAGAGGUUGGGUUUCUUGUUGAUGCAAUUUCCAAAGUAGGAAAAAGCAAACCAGAGUUACUUCCUCAGGUCAUUCUAGUUGAUGGAAAUGGGAUGUUGCAUCCAAGAGGAUUUGGGAUUGCAUGCCACCUUGGAGUUCUGACAGAUAUUCCUACCAUAGGUGUGGCCAAGACCCUUUUCCAUGUGGACGGGAUAGGGCGAGACUCCAAACAUGCUGAGCAGAUUAAAAGCCUUUUGAAAACUGGUGGGGAUAGUUUUCCACUGUUAGGCUCUUCUGGUAUCACCUGGGGCAAGGCUUUAAGAAGCACUCAACAAGCUUUCAACCCUAUCUAUGUGUCAGUAGGCCAUAAGAUAGGACUGGAAACAGCCGUGAGUCUGACACAUGCCUGCUGUCUGUAUAGAAUACCUGAACCCAUCAGACAAGCAGACAUCAGAUCUAGAGAGUAUCUUAGGCAGCAUUACAUUGAAGAAUUGAAAAACUGUUCCUGCAGAACACAAAACAAUGAUAAUGAUGCCUUCAUAGUCACACAAAAUAAUGAAAUAAAUCAAGCAAGUGUUGUAGAUGAUGCCAGUCAGGCAUUUGAUGAUCUUAAACUCAGUUAAACAACCAUGAGUGGACAAUUUGUUGGGAUUAGCAACAGUUUGUAAAAUAAUGAAUUUGCCAAAACAUUUUUCCUCUGCUAGAUACAAUCGGGCUCACUCUUUUCUUUCCUGCUAGAAAAAUAACCUCAUUCAUCCAUAAUAAAAAUCGAGAAAUCACCUUCCCCUUUCUAUAAAAGAUAAAAGCAACUGUAAUAGUAAGGUCAUUCUCAUUGAACUGAAAUUAUGUUACAACUAAUGGACUUGGAAAAUAUUUAACAAGUAGACCAAAAGCUAUUUUAUUUUUAGCAUUUUUACCAUAUUAAGGAAAUCCAAUUAUACUCUAGUACAAUUAUUUUAUCAUGUAUUUCUUAACUACCCACAACAACUUUCUCUGAAGAAUGUGAAAGACAACAAGAGCACAAUUUUAUCAAGUUUUGGAGAAUAAAAUAUAACUUAAGUCAUUUUAGAUGUAAAUAAGCAAAUCACAGGUCUGAAAUAAAGCUUGUACAAGCAAUCACUUAUCAAAGAAAAGCUAAUGACUUUCAAUAAAGAAAAUUUGUGACUCUAAACUGCUAGCUCUCUCAUAUGGAUGUCAGAUGUCUUUAUAGACUGUCUGUAUAAAUUCACCAGUUUAUUCUGCAAAAUGUAGUGGCCUAACAAGGAUCUGGACUGAGAAAGAAAAUCAUGAGUGUUUUCCUUUGUUCUGGUGUAUGGUCAUAUGUACAUGAAACAAAAGAAAAUAACAAAUGGAACCAAGGGUAAUUUUGAACCAACACAACAGAUACCAGCUGUCAUGGUCUCUAACUAAAAAAGGUCUAUUUUUGAAACAUCAGCAUUUCAUAUAUUCAGAGGGUUAAUUUAUCAUAGCUGAUACUUGCCAUCCUUUUGCAUCCCCCCCAAUCCCUACCCCACCAGACAUAGCACAACAGUUGUGUAAGAUAUCAAUAACUUAAUAGCAUUGAAGAUUACAUUGUGCACUGUUGUCUAAUUGGUCCACCUCACUGUGUGUACAUGUGAUGGACUGCUUUGCAGAAAGAGGCCUAACACAAUUAAUGCUAUUCUCGUUUAACAAGAUGCAAGUACUAAAGUUGCCCCGUAUUUUGUAGUCUAGCACAGUUAACAAUAGCACCAUAUAGUUUCAAACCCAUACUACUGUAAUGAAACUUCCCGACCAGUCAGUGUUUGAAUUAAUCGGGUUAAAAACACUAAACA